AUGGGUUGCUCCAGCUCGAGAGAUGAGAACGGAGAGGUUGUCUCGUUCGAAAGAUCAGAGCCCCUUCUGGACUUCAAAUGCAAGGGUUUCGAGCAUGGAGGCGUGCAAGUGGCGCAGUGCGCGGUCCAAGGCUGGCGCAAGACCAUGGAGGACGUGGCGUUGGUGCAGUUCGGCGUCCCUCCAAGAGAGGACACGCUUGCGCUGGGCGUCUUCGACGGCCACAGCGGAGGCGACGCGGCCCAGUUCGCACAGGAGGAGCUGAUCGGACACAUCAAGGAGACGGACGAGUGGAGACGAGGAGACGUGAGCACGGGCUGCAUCAACGGCUUCAUGGCCGUGGACGUCUCGAUGCGCAAGUGCGGGGUACAGAGCGGCACGACCGCGGUCUUGGCUCUGAUUGGUCCGGAAGACAUCGUCGUGGCCAACUGCGGGGACAGCCGGAGUGUUUUGAGGUGGGAAACCGAUGCCGGUCGCUGA
Ectocarpus siliculosus is the source of this 477-nucleotide messenger RNA. NCBI's taxonomy places the organism in Eukaryota, Phaeophyceae, Ectocarpales, Ectocarpaceae. The record is from the annotation of a GenBank genome assembly.